Molecule: messenger RNA, 828 nt
Organism: Penicillium mononematosum
Lineage: Eukaryota; Fungi; Ascomycota; Eurotiomycetes; Eurotiales; Aspergillaceae
Exons: 5
Coding region: 1-828 (275 amino acids)
Molecular function (GO): oxidoreductase activity
Source: RefSeq, a predicted model, not a curated record
AUGGACACUCCUAUAGUAGCCGUAGUUACUGGCUCCAACCGUGGCAUCGGGCGUGCCAUCUGUGCUGCGCUGGUCCAGCAGUGCUCCGGCCCCUUGGUUCUAUAUGCAGCCUCUCGCGCCGGGACUUUUUUUGAUUUUACAGGCCUGACUAUUCCCCCAGCCGUGAAAAUUUACCCUGCUCGGUUGUCACUCAUCGACCAGACCAAUAUCACCGCCCUCAGCACGAUGGUCAGCAAAGAGCACCAGGGCUGCGACAUUCUCAUCAACAAUGCUGGACUCUACUAUUUCCAGGAGAACAUCACUGCUGCACAGCGUCAGGAAACUCUUGAUGUGAACUAUCGCGGCACUCUCAAUGUCUGUCAAGCCUUCUUACCAAUUAUGCGAAGGAACGGCCGCAUCGUGAACGUCUCCUCUCAAUCUGGCCAACUCAAAUACUUUGAUCUUAGGUUGCAGAAGCGAUUCCUGGACCCUGAUCUCACCCUCACCAAGCUAGAUGCUCUGGUCAACGAGUACAGCCGCUCAGCAGAUCAGCACACUGCGACCGCAUCCGGCUGGCCCCCCUUGGCCUACUUUACCAGCAAGGCUGCCCUGAACGCCGCAACGCGGAUUUUGGCCCGCAAAAACCCUCAUCUACUGAUCAAUUGCUGCUGUCCUGGGUGGGUAGGCACGUCCCUUGGUGCCCAGGCGGGCCAGCCGCCCAAGUCUAUUGACGAGGGGGCGAGGAUCCCAGUGCGACUGGCGAUUGGUGAUAUCGGGAAUAUUAGUGGGCGGUACUGGGCGAAUGAUUCGGUGGCUAGUACGGGCCAUGGGAAGGUUCAGAAUUUCUAG